AUGCAAAUAGGCCCCGCCCGCUCCCUGCCUGCUGACACAGCAGCUCGUAACCAGAGCUCACACAACCAGGACGUCCUGCCCUACCACAGCUCAGCUCCAUCAGCCGGUCAGUAUGGCAGCAGCAGCCUGGCCGCGGCGGCUCUCCCUCCGGUCCUGAGGAGAGACUCAGCUCACCUCCCAAGCCCUCAUCUCCAUCCCUCCCGCACCUCCUCCUCCUCCUCCUCCUGCCUUGUGGAGCUCCAUGUGACGCCCACCACCGUCGGUGCCUCCCCGGGAUUCGGGGUUGGAGAUGCCCGAGCGACGAUGGGCCAGCACGGCGACAACAGCAGCGCGACGGAGCGGGUGGUGAUCAACGUGGGGGGGAUCCGGCACCAGACGUACCGCAGCACCCUGCGCACCCUGCCGGGCACCCGGCUGGCCUGGCUGGCCGAGCCCGACGCCCACGACCGCUUCGACUACGACUCCAAGUCCGAGGAGUUCUUCUUCGACCGACACCCGGGGGUUUUCGCCCACAUCCUCAACUACUACCGCACCGGGAAGCUGCACUGCCCGGCGGACGUGUGCGGGCCGCUGUACGAGGAGGAGCUCGCCUUCUGGGGCAUCGACGAGACGGACGUGGAGCCCUGCUGCUGGAUGACCUACCGCCAGCACCGGGAGGCCGAGGAGGCGCUGGACAGCUUCGGCGGGGGGCCGAUGGAGGCCGGACCCGAGGACGGGGACGGAGACGGCGGGGAGCCCGGGGAAGGCGACGACGAGGUGGAGAUGACCAAGCGGCUGGCGCUGGGCGGGGAGCCGCCCGAGGGCCGGCCCGCCGGCACCUGGAGGCGCUGGCAGAAGAAGGUGUGGGCGCUGUUUGAGGACCCCUACUCCUCCAAAUAUGCAAGGUGGGUGGCCUUUGCCUCCCUGUUCUUCAUCCUGGUGUCCAUCACCACCUUCUGCUUGGAGACCCACGAGGCCUUCAACCCCAUCUUCAACUUCACCGACACGGAUCCAGUGGACAACAGCACGCGAACCUACCUGGAGACAGAGACUGUGGUCUACCUCACCUACAUCGAAGGCGUCUGCGUCAUCUGGUUCACCUUUGAGUUCCUGAUGCGCGUGACCUUCUGCCCCAACAAGCUGGAGUUCAUACGAAACACUCUGAACAUCAUUGACUUUGUCGCGAUCCUGCCGUUUUAUUUAGAGGUGGGCCUGAGCGGCCUCUCGUCCAAAGCGGCGAAAGACGUCCUCGGGUUUCUCCGAGUCGUGAGGUUUGUGCGGAUCCUUCGCAUCUUCAAGCUGACUCGCCACUUCGUCGGCUUGAGGGUUUUAGGCCACACGUUGCGGGCCAGCACCAACGAGUUCCUCCUCCUCAUCAUCUUCCUCGCGCUCGGCGUGCUCAUCUUCGCCACCAUGAUCUACUACGCCGAGCGCAUCAGCGCCAAGCCCAACGAUCCACGUGCCAGUGAUCACACGCACUUCAAAAACAUCCCCAUUGGCUUCUGGUGGGCCGUGGUCACCAUGACGACCCUCGGCUACGGGGACAUGUAUCCCCAGACGUGGUCGGGGAUGCUCGUCGGCGCCCUCUGCGCCCUGGCCGGGGUGCUGACCAUCGCCAUGCCCGUGCCCGUCAUCGUCAACAACUUUGGCAUGUAUUACUCCCUGGCCAUGGCCAAACAAAAACUACCAAAGAAGAAGAAUAAGCAUAUCCCCCGCGCGCCGCACCCGGGUGUCGCCAACUACUGCCGCUCGGGGCUGAACACGCCUCAGGGCAGCCUGCACAGCGACACCUGCGCCCCGCCGGGCUCAAACAGCGACACCUGUCCUCUGGCGGCCCAGGAGGAAGGACCCGACCUCAGCAAGCCAGGUUUGCUUCCAGAUCCCAAGGUGAACGGGGAGGCGGCCAAGGCAGCUCUGGCCAAUGAGGACUGUCCUCACAUCGACCAGGCCCUCUCGCCGGAGGACGGGCAGAUAUUCAGCCAGGCGGCCGAGCCCGCCGAGCCGCCCUGCUUCCUGCUGGCUCUGGGAGGACGGCCAAGCCACGCGGGGUCCAGGCGCAACAAGGCAGGGACUCGGCCAGGCAGGGCCAAGCGGGACACCAAGCGGGACACCAAGCGGGACACCAAGAGGGACACCAAGCGGGACACACACUCGGUGUGUGUGAUGAACCAGGGAGUUCCCACCACCCUGUGUACGGGACACAACCUGCCCUCCCCUCCUCAGCCUCCACGCUGA
Molecule: messenger RNA, 2214 nt
Organism: Myripristis murdjan (pinecone soldierfish)
Lineage: Eukaryota; Metazoa; Chordata; Actinopteri; Holocentriformes; Holocentridae
Product: potassium voltage-gated channel subfamily C member 1-like
Exons: 5
Coding region: 1-2214 (737 amino acids)
Biological process (GO): potassium ion transmembrane transport; action potential; protein homooligomerization
Cellular component (GO): neuronal cell body membrane; dendrite membrane; axon terminus
Molecular function (GO): delayed rectifier potassium channel activity; protein binding
Source: RefSeq, a predicted model, not a curated record